AUGGAUGUUCCAAAAUAUGAUGGAAAUAUUCAUCCAAAUGAAUGGAUUAAUGAUAUACAAAAAUAUUUUAAACUUAAAAAAAUCAAUGGUACUGAUUGUUUAGAAAUUGCUAUAUCAUCCGUGGAUCCUACUAUCUCGUUACCAGAUGAGAUUGAUAGUUUUGAGAAACUUUGUAACACACUUAAAGAAGAUAUUUCUUUUAAAGUAUUUAAAAAUACAAAUGAAAAAAUGUUACAAUCAUUAAAAUAUAUUCCUGAAAAUAAAGGUGGUAAUACUUCAAAAUUUAUUUCAAAGUUUAGAAAACUUUGUUAUAAUGCAGAAAUUAAUGAUAUAGAAGAACAGAAAAAAUACCUUUAUAAAUCACUUCCAAUAAAUCAUUUUGAUUCAAUAUUAAUUGAAUUUUAUAAGAAAAUGGAAAAUGUUGAUUCAAUCAAUAAAUUAAUUAAAGAAUUUGAAGAUUUUGUUGAUUAUGAAUCAAAAUUAAUUAUAAAUGAAUCAAUUGUAGCAUUAAAACAUGUUAAUACAGGAAAUUACUUAAGUUCAAUGGAGAAUUUAUGUUAUGAAACUGGAGUUAAGUCUCAAUUGGUUUUUGUACAAGGAAGCCCAGAACCUGGACCAAAUUCUUUAUGGAAAAUUAAAUUUAUUAAUAAAGAAUUAGCUACUUGUGGAAAUACUCACAUAACUUUACAACAUGUCAAAUCCAAGAAGUUUCUUGGAUUAAAUUAUGGAAAACUUCAUUAUGAUACUUUUGGUGAUUAUGUUUAUAAUUAUUAUGAAUAUCUUUAUCACAAAUCACCAUCAACUGAUUAUACAGAAGUAAGUUGUAAUGAUAUUACAAAUAGUGAUUAUUGGGUUAAAAAUUGGGAAUUUAAUUAUGAUAUAGUAGAAAGUCAUCAAGGCUUUUUAAAAUCAAACGAUAUAAUUAAUCUAAGUAUUAAGAAAAUGCAUAAUAAUAAUGGUAAAUAUAUUUCAAAUGGUCAAUAUGAAUUUUUACGUAGUCAUGAUAUUCAAUUUACUAUUGGAAAAAAUGCAUUUCAAGAAGUUGUUUGUCAUAGUGAAAAAUUAGGAGAAAAUGAUAAAUGGUGUAUUGAACUUAUUAAACAAUAUAUUUGGACCUUAGAUUGA
This is a messenger RNA of Rhizophagus irregularis DAOM 181602=DAOM 197198, 1125 nucleotides long. RefSeq lists its product as uncharacterized. Lineage: Eukaryota; Fungi; Glomeromycota; Glomeromycetes; Glomerales; Glomeraceae. The record is from RefSeq and is a predicted model, not a curated record.